AAAGUGUAAUCUGAGUUUAAAAAAAAAAGAACUCACAAUUCCCGGGGACACAGAAUCUGAAACCUGAGACUCUCGACUAGGGAGUCCUUUCACAGAGGGAGGGAGAAAGAGGAAGAAAGAAAGAGAGAAAAAGGGUUAGAGUCUAAACUCCGUGGUCAGCACAAAGAGCUGAGCACAGCUUGAACCGAUAUUCUAAGUAAAUCUUUAUUUCAUCAGCAAGUAGUUUCAGCAAAUAGAGGUCUCCUCAUGCUGCUGACUAGCCAGACUAAAUGGUCAGCCUUGCUGCUGGCCAUAGUGGUCUCUCCUCUCUGCUUAGCCCUUCCCUUAGAUGAUGACCGGAAAGCUCUUAUAAUGAAAGAAAAGAUGUUGCAAAUUGGAGGGGAGCUGUCAUUAACGGCACAAGAAGAGCUGGCCAAUAAGAAACUAAUGACCCUCAAAAAUGAAGAGAUUAAACAGGCCAUGAAGAAAGGUCAAUUUCCACCUAGUAUGCACUUUUUCCGGGCCAAGAAGCUCAUUGAAGAAAGUAAGGUGUUCCACGUCUUAAAGAAGAUGCCAAAAGGAGCUGCUUUACACCUCCAUGAUUUUGGCAUACUAAGUGUUGAUUGGUUGGUGAAGAAUGUCACCUACAGACCCCACUGCCACAUCUGUUUCACUCCACUCAGCAAUCUGAAGUUCAUAUUUGCUGACCGUGCCCCUCCAACUCCAAAGCCAGAGGACUGUUCCGAGUGGAUUUUGCUAUCAAAGUAUAGGGGAGAGCUGCAAAAUGUCACUGAGUUUGACAACAGCUUGCUGCAAAACUUCACCCUAGUGCUGGAUAACCCUGAGACAGCAUACUCAGAUCAAGCCGUCAUCUGGGCAAGGUUUGAAAACAUCUUUGGCUCUAUUGAGGGGCUUGUCCAUUAUGCGCCGGUGUUUAGAGAGUACUUCGCUAGAGGUCUGGAGGAGUUCUAUGAGGACAAUGUGCAGUACUUGGAGCUAAGAGCCACUCUGUACCCGGUAUAUGAACUGAAUGGACAAACACAUGACAAAGAGUGGUCAUUGAAGACUUAUCAAGAAGUGGCCCAGAAGUUUGCCAAAGACCACCCUGACUUCACUGGGGCCAGAAUCAUUUAUAGUGAUCACAGGAUGAAAGAUGUGUCUCACAUCGCUGAAUCUGUCCAGACUGCGAUGAAGCUCAGAGUCAAGUUCCCAGAGAGCAUGGCAGGAUUUGACCUGGUGGGUCAAGAGGACAAGGGGUAUCCCCUGUGGGCGCUGAAGGAAGCUUUGCUCCUUCCAGCCACUCAAGGCUUUGACCUGCCUUACUUCUUCCAUGCUGGGGAGACAGAUUGGCAGGGCACUUCCAUAGAUGAGAACGUUCUGGAUGCUCUAGUACUGAACACCACCAGGAUUGGCCAUGGAUUUGCUCUGGGCAGACACCCGGUGGCUAAAAAUAUCUCUUGGAAUAGGGACAUCCCUAUAGAAGUGUGUCCCAUCUCUAACCAGGUCCUCCAGUUGGUGUCUGACCUAAGGAACCACCCAGCAGCUUCUCUGAUGUCCAGUGGGCACCCUAUGGUGGUCAGUUCUGAUGACCCAUCUAUCUUUGGGGCUAAAGGCUUGUCUUAUGACUUCUACGAAGCUUUUGUGGGCAUUGGAGGGAUGAAGGCUGACUUGAGGACCCUUAAACAGCUAGCAAUGAAUUCAAUCAAGUAUAGCUCCCUGUCAGUCGACAAGAAGAAAGCUACCAAGGAAGUAUGGCAGAAGAAGUGGGACAAAUUUGUGGAUGACCUGGCCAGGGGGACGAAGCUAUGAAAUAACAACGUCUAUUGAAAUUUUUCCUGAGGCCAUAGUUGCCAGAACUGAGCCUUCUUGGACAAAGACAUCAUGUAUCCAUAUCCUAGCUUCUAUCCUGAUCUUUGGGAAAGAAAAGCAAUAAGCUGGACCUGUCACCUCUCUGCAAAUAAAUGAAUCUGUGGGACUCUUCAGAACCAUGGGGCAUGUAGCCCAUAUAGCCAGGCAGCGACAAAUUCUUUAGAACUUCCAGGCAAACUAAUGUUUUCCUGUGUGCCCAUCAUCUUGAAUGCUGGCUGACAGCUAGCCCUUUCUCCUUUAGUUUAUGCCCUUUGGAUGGAUUUAGCCAGAAAAAAAGCCUGCUACUGGAAGCAGCUAAUAGUGCAGUAAAAAGAGCAUUGAGGGGGCAGCUAGGUGGCACAGUGGAUAAAGCACCGACCCUGGAUUCAGGAGUACCUGAGUUCAAAUCCGGCCUCAGACACUUUACACUUACUAGUUGUGUGACCCUGGGCAAGUCACUUAACCCCCAUGACCCUGCAAAAAAAAAAUUUUUAAUUAAAAAAAAAAAGAGCAUUGAACUUGGAAUCAGGAAACUUGUAUUGGAAUCUUGCCCCUGACAACUAGUUGUGUGGCCAUGGAAAAUUCACUCAACCUUGUUCAAUGUCUGUUUGUUGAGAUGUAAGACAGAGAUAAUAAAAUGAAUAUCACCUACCUCACAAGGCUAUGGAAAUGUGAGCUAUUAUUAUACUUUCCCCAAGUGUUCCAGCAGAGUCUAUCAGGUGUGGGGAAGAUAUUCCUACUCUGAGUGGAUGAUUUGAUUGGACAAUGUCUAAGGUAGCUCCAGCACAAGGAUCUGGUUGCUCUUCAGUUGAUAACCCUCACCAAUGCUCAGGGCAGUGUUUUUAGGUCUCAAAGUAAUUAAUAAUAAUUCUAGUUUUAAAAAAUGGUGAAAAAUGGUAU
Molecule: messenger RNA, 2727 nt
Organism: Dromiciops gliroides (monito del monte)
Lineage: Eukaryota; Metazoa; Chordata; Mammalia; Microbiotheria; Microbiotheriidae
Gene: ADA2
Product: adenosine deaminase 2
Exons: 11
Coding region: 247-1788 (513 amino acids)
Biological process (GO): adenosine catabolic process; inosine biosynthetic process
Molecular function (GO): adenosine deaminase activity
Source: RefSeq, a predicted model, not a curated record